Molecule: messenger RNA, 861 nt
Organism: Saccharomycopsis crataegensis
Lineage: Eukaryota; Fungi; Ascomycota; Saccharomycetes; Ascoideales; Saccharomycopsidaceae
Product: epoxide hydrolase
Exons: 1
Coding region: 1-861 (286 amino acids)
Molecular function (GO): epoxide hydrolase activity
Source: RefSeq, a predicted model, not a curated record
AUGUCUACAAUAGUUAAUAAGGUGAACGUUAAAGACGGCUCUAGAAUCUUCUAUCGAGAAGCAGGGUCUUCUGAAAAGCAAACAGUUUUGCUACUUCAUGGAUACCCAACUUCUUCUUAUAUGUUCAGAAACUUGAUGCCUUUGCUUUCGGGAAAAUUUCAUGUGGUUGCUCCAGAUUUGCCAGGGUUUGGGUUCACUGAACCUGCUGCUGGUUAUCACUAUACCUUUGAUAAUAUUGCUGCUUCUAUCCAAUCUUUUACUGAAGAAUUGCAUCUUAAGAAUUAUAUCAUCUACAUAUUUGACUAUGGUGCUCCAACAGGGUUGAGAUUGGCACUCAUGAAUCCAAAUAAAGUCAAAGGUUUUAUCGUUCAAAAUGGGAAUGCCUACAAGGAAGGUUUGAAUGAGAAAUUCUGGGGACCAAUUAAACAACUAUGGGAUACCGGACCCGACGCAUCCCCUGAGCUCACAAAUGCCAUCAAGCAGUUUAUUAAAAAUCCAAAGAAUGUUGAAGAUCAGUAUUAUAUCGGUAUGAAGGAUAAGAAUUCUGUUGAUCCAUUGCCGAUUGUUGCCGAUGUUGCCCUAAUUAGAAAACCGGGUCAAAUCCAGACUCAAUUUGAUUUGUUUUAUGAUUACCGAAAGAAUGUUGAGUUGUACCCUAAGUUCCAUGAGUUCUUCAGGAGCCAUAACCAUUUACCAAUGUUGAUUGUUUGGGGUAAUAAUGAUUACAUUUUCACAAGAGAAGGGGCAGAAGCUUACAAGAGAGAUUUCCAGGGCAUCAACGUGAAGUAUUAUGAAGCUGGGCAUUUUGCACUUGAGACCCACGCGACUGAGAUUGCUGAGGAUAUCUUGAACUGUUUUUGA